AUGAGAAAGCAAAGAGCGCAGUGUGAGGGAGGAGAGGUGUGUAGGCUACAUCCUGAUGAGAGGGACCCCGAGAUGAGUAAAGAUAUGACCGAGGGAGAGGAGAGGAAAGAGGGGGCGGGGACGGCCACCGCGGCUGGGAGGAAGUGCUCAGAACAUUCAGGACGGCCACCGCGGCUGGGAGGAAGUGCUCAGAACCUUCAGGACGGCCACCGCGGCUGGGAGGAAGUGCUCAGAACCUUCAGGACGGCCACCGCGGCUGGGAGGAAGUGCUCAGAACAUUCAGGACGGCCACCGCGGCUGGGAGGAAGUGCUAAGAACCUUCAGGACGGCCACCGCGGCUGGGAGGAAGUGCUAAGAACCUUCAGGACGGCCACCGCGGCUGGGAGGAAGUGCUAA
Molecule: messenger RNA, 396 nt
Organism: Knipowitschia caucasica
Lineage: Eukaryota; Metazoa; Chordata; Actinopteri; Gobiiformes; Gobiidae
Source: the annotation of a GenBank genome assembly